This is a messenger RNA of Mycosarcoma maydis (corn smut), 1116 nucleotides long. RefSeq lists its product as uncharacterized. Gene Ontology annotation, biological process: tRNA wobble uridine modification. NCBI's taxonomy places the organism in Eukaryota, Fungi, Basidiomycota, Ustilaginomycetes, Ustilaginales. The transcript has a single exon. The coding region runs from base 1 to 1116 and encodes 371 amino acids. Gene Ontology annotation, cellular component: elongator holoenzyme complex. The record is from RefSeq and is a predicted model, not a curated record.
AUGCCAAACCUCGAUACACUCCUCUCUUUCCCCGCAAGUCGAGGGGCCGGCCCGUCGUCGGCAGCGGAAAGGACGCCGAUCCCACCACGCUCUUCUCUCAUCCUCGUCACCGACACAAUCGACUCGCCUGCGCUCUUCGUGCUCACACAUUUCCUCAGAGCAUCUCAUUCCAUCAACAAGUCGCAUCGCACAGGCAGGGUUGAAGCAAACGUGCAUGUAAAAGCAAACGCAAAAUCGCACACCAAGGUCAUCUGGCUAGGAUGCUCAUCUGCCGGCUAUGUCGAUCUCAACAACGUAGCCCGCAAGUCGUCAGUGCAUUUGGAUCAAGAGACCCGUGAUGGAGCCUUUUCUUAUAUCGAUGCCGGAGUGGAACUGUUCACUUCGUUCGACAAUGACAGCAUUGAUGAAGCUGUAGCUACGAUGCAUAUUCGCGAGGACGCUUCCCACGCUCAGCAGUCACUUCAACGUCUUUAUAGCAAGGUGGCCGAACAGCUUCAAGACACAGCCGUUUGUCAGCAGACAACAAGCUCAGAUUGGUCCUCAAGAACUCUGAUAGUAGUGGAUGAUUUAUCGGCUCUAGCUUGGUCGUUGGAUACAAGCGACUCCACGGCGCAUUCCGUCGAUGUUGUUCGGCUGCUGAGCAACUGGCACGGUGCUCUCACUUGUCUCGCAACAAAGCACCAGGCGUGCGUCAUCUCCUUGAUGCAUGCCGAUGCCACUUCAAGCAGCAAGAAUGGAGCCUCGGACCGUGUUGACGAGUCUCUGUUCAACAACCUGCUGCAAAAGGCAGAUGUGUGGAUAGAGGUCAAGGAGCUUGUCAGUGGCAGGGCCAGGGACUGCGAUGGCGAAAUCACAGUUCAUCCUCUAGUACGGCCGUCGCUGGCGCGCACAAUGCCCAGCCCCAAAGCCUCGGUUGCAGGUCAGGAUUCAGAUCCAAGGCAUCUUCCUCCGCUUCAAGCAUUUGCCAUCGAGACGCCUUGCCCCAGUCGCGCAAAGGCUGUCUUGUAUCGGAUCACUCCUGAUGGCCAGAAUGCUGCGCUUGGCGGCGCAUCCAUCGGAUCCAACACAGGCCGAGUGCAGGUCUGGGCUCGCGGCACAGGCAGGGGCUUCUUGUGA